CACUUUUAUCGAAAAAACCAACAAAGAAGCCGGCUGGCCGCAUUUUAUAAACAAACCAAAGUUUUAGCUAAUAUCAUGGCCAGCGGCUCUCGUAUUACCACUCUGCCACAGUCGAAGGAGGCGCUGCUCAAGUCCUACAAUGCGCGCCUCAAGGAGGACGUCCGCAGCAUGCUGGAGAACUUCGAGGAGACUCUUAAGCUGGCGCGCAGGGACAGCCACAGUCAGAUAUCACGUACGACGCAAUCAGAGCAGGAUGCACUUGAAAUGCAGAUUCGUGCCUCCAAUAUGGUGCGUGCCGGAGAAUCCCUUAUGAAGCUGGUCGCCGAUCUCAAGCAGUAUCUGAUUUUGAACGACUUCCACUCGGUAAACGAGGCCAUCACCAACAACUCGCAACUGUUCAGAUCCACGCAGAUCGAGUGCGACAAAAAACUGAUGAAGCUAAGGGACGAAAUGGCAAUGGAUCUGUACGACCUGGAAGAGGAGUACUACACGAGCAUAUUCAAGUAGACGCCCUUACAGCUCUAGUAUAAGAUAUUUGUAAAACAAAUAAAAUUGUAAAACUCAACAGUGUUGUUAACUUUUU
Molecule: messenger RNA, 583 nt
Organism: Drosophila subobscura
Lineage: Eukaryota; Metazoa; Arthropoda; Insecta; Diptera; Drosophilidae
Product: mediator of RNA polymerase II transcription subunit 22-like
Exons: 1
Coding region: 76-507 (143 amino acids)
Biological process (GO): regulation of transcription by RNA polymerase II
Cellular component (GO): mediator complex
Molecular function (GO): transcription coregulator activity
Source: RefSeq, a predicted model, not a curated record